Dipodomys spectabilis (banner-tailed kangaroo rat) is the source of this 2928-nucleotide messenger RNA. It is a transcript of the gene Tmc3, whose product is annotated as transmembrane channel like 3. The record is from RefSeq and is a predicted model, not a curated record. The transcript has 19 exons. The annotation marks the transcript as partial. Lineage: Eukaryota; Metazoa; Chordata; Mammalia; Rodentia; Heteromyidae. Gene Ontology annotation, cellular component: plasma membrane. Gene Ontology annotation, molecular function: mechanosensitive monoatomic ion channel activity.
CUCUGGCGCAAGCUUGCUCGUCUUGCCUGUAACUUUGUGGUCAUCUUCAUUCCCUGGGAAAUGAGGAUAAAGAAAAUCGAGAGUCAUUUUGGAUCCGGCGUGGCUUCCUACUUCAUAUUCUUGAGAUGGUUAUUUGGAAUUAACGUCAUGCUCACAAUUAUGACGGGCGCUUUUAUUGUCCUCCCCGAGCUGAUCGCAGGCCAGCCCUUUGGAAGCACGGCCAGCAAGACCAUCCCCAGGGAGCAGGCUGCGUCCGCCCAGGACCUGGACACCAUCUGGUCCCUGGGGGGCCACCUGCAGUACUCAGCCCUCUUCUACGGCUACUAUGGCAGAGAGAGGAGGAUUGGGAGGGCUGGCUACCGGCUGCCCUUGGCCUAUUUUCUGGUGGGGAUGGCAGUGUUUGCAUACAGCUUCAUCAUUCUCUUGAAAAAGAUGGCCAAGAACUCCCGCACCAGCCUUGCCAGCGCCUCCGAUGAGAACUACACCUUCUGCUGGCGGGUGUUCUGCGCCUGGGACUACCUCAUUGGAAACGCAGAGGCCGCCGAGAGCAAGACAGCCGCCAUCCUGAACAGCAUCCGGGAGGCCAUUCUGGAAGAGCAGGAAAAGAAGAAAAGCAAAAACCUGGCAGUGACCAUCGGCCUGAGGAUCGUGGCCAACGCCCUGGUGCUCCUGUCCCUGGCGGGGAGCAUCUGCCUCAUCUAUUUCGUGGUGGACCGGUCCCAGAGGCUGGAGCGGUCAAAGAAGGAGCUGACGCUUUGGGAAAAGAAUGAGGUGAGUGUGGUGGUCUCUCUCGUCACCAUGCUAGCACCCUCUGCCUUUGACCUCAUCGCCGCUCUGGAGAUGUACCACCCUCGGACCACACUGCGCUUCCAGCUGGCGAGGGUCCUCGUGCUGUACCUGGGGAACCUCUACAGCCUGAUCAUCGCCCUCCUGGACAAGGUGAACAGCAUGAGCACUGGGGACGCUUCUGCGGGGAACGGCACGCGUCCCCGGGUGGAUCCCGCCGCCUUCUUCGCGACCAGGGUGACCUAUGAGGACGGAACAUGGUCCACACCACCCGCAAGGCCAGGGUCAGGACUCGGGAGGAACAGCACCUGGGGCCUGGAAGAGACGCGCGUGCCAGCUUACCCCACACCCCUCCCCGGGGCCAACAGCACCGCGCCGCCCCCCCAGAGCCCCCAGGACCAGUGCUGGGAGACCUACGUCGGCCAGGAGAUGCUGAAGCUAUCUGUCAUCGACAUGCUCUUCACCGUGGCAAGUAUCCUGCUCAUCGACUUCUUCCGGGGGCUUUUCGUUCGCUACUUAAGCGACUACUGGUGCUGGGACCUGGAGAGCAAGUUCCCUGAAUACGGGGAGUUCAAAAUAGCUGAGAAUGUGCUGCACCUCGUGUACAACCAAGGGAUGAUCUGGAUGGGGGCCUUCUUCUCCCCGUGCCUCCCAGCGUUCAACGUGCUCAAGCUCAUCGGCCUCAUGUACCUGCGGAGCUGGGCUGUGCUCACCUGCAAUGUGCCCCACCAGCAGGUGUUCCGGGCAUCCAGGUCCAACAACUUCUACCUGGCGAUGCUCCUCUUCAUGCUCUUCCUGUGCAUGCUGCCCACCAUCUUCGCCAUUGCCCGCUACAAGCCAUCUCAGAACUGUGGGCCGUUCAGCGGACAAGAGAAGAUUUACCACAUCCUGUCCGAGACGGUGGAGAACGACUUCCCGGUGUGGCUCCGCUCCGUGGCGAGCCACGCCACCAGCCCCGUGGCCAUCCUGCCAGCGGUGCUGCUUCUCUUCAUGCUCAUCUACUACCUGCAGAGCAUUGCCCGGUCACUCAGGCUCAGCAACCAACAGCUCCGGAUGCAGAUACAAAAUGCAAGAUCUGAAGAUAAGAAAAAGGCUGCCCAAAUGAUAGAGGUGCGAAUCCAGACGCAGGAGGAGAGCAGCAAGGGGCUUCCCCGGGACGGCCCCAGCCAGCUGGCCUCCGCCCAGGACAGUGGGAGCCUGGCCCGUUUUGACUCCCUGAGCAACAAAAGUGGCAAAGUAGAGACAAUCGCCCACCCUGUGCCCCCGAGUCCUGGGCUGGGGCAUGGUGGUCGCUGCUCACCUCUGCCUGAUGGCUCCAAACGGAGGCCAGAACACCAUACCCACAGGUGGCGACGCGGGCUGUGUGCGAGCACGGGUGACCUGUACCAGAGCAGACCCUGCGCCCCCGUGACGUGUGCACAGCACACGCAGGAACCAGUCAGCACCCCUGGCUGUGGGCCCAGGGUCCCGGCCCCCACGGCACAUGGUCGUAGACCCCAGACCCCCAAAUACCUCAUCAUGGACGAACGCAACUCUCACAGAAAAGCACAGCCAACGUUCCGGCCAGAGAGGCAUUUCAGGAUAGAUGCUUCUGGUGACUUGGAGCGGCACGCCAGGGGCAUGUCCCAGCAUGUGUCCUGGGUACCGCUCCGGCCUCGCUCUCCACAGCUGAGUGAGGAAGAGGAGGAGGCCAUGCUGAGGAGAGGCUUGGUCCCGUGGCCACUCCCCACCCGCUCUCUGACUGACCUCCCUGGGGCUCCUCACGUUUAUAUUGGCAAAAGGUCAGAAAGUGGCAUUUUCAAUCCUGAGUACCAGGGAAAUACAUCCUGCAGGCCGGGGGAUUUUGGCUUUGAGUGCCAACCUGACCAACCCACAUCUGUGUACAGAAAGCCAUGUUCCCGAAACGGCCAGUACCCGCAGCCCCCUCUGAAGGCCUGGGGCAAGCCGGCCUUCACGGAGUCUGACUCCAUGUCGGCAGCGUCCAGCAGCGACCAGCAGCACAGCAGCGCUGACCAGUACCUUCAAGCCACCCACGACCAGGGAGAGUUCCGGAGGCCUGCUGGCCAGCUAGGCAGAAGCAAGGCCAAGUCUGGGCAGGUGCUGGUGGCAGGUCUGAAUGACCUGGUUUGCUCAAAUGUCUAG